Messenger RNA from Penicillium subrubescens, 393 nucleotides. RefSeq lists its product as uncharacterized. The transcript has a single exon. Bases 1 to 393 code for a protein of 130 amino acids. The record is from RefSeq and is a predicted model, not a curated record. NCBI's taxonomy places the organism in Eukaryota, Fungi, Ascomycota, Eurotiomycetes, Eurotiales, Aspergillaceae.
AUGUCAAUCAAAGUUAAGGAGGUCCCUGUAGAAGCUCACAAUAGCGUAGGGAAGGUAGAACGAUACUAUACACUGCUACGCCGUGCCUACGAAAUUCUCAGAGAUAAGCUUAAGGAUGAGAACAUUAACAAGGAGAUGAUCCUGCAAAUAGCCGUGAAGGCUGUCAACGACUCAGCCGGACCAGAUAGAAUUAUCCCAACACUGCUUAUCUUUGGGGCAUACCCGAGAAUAACGGAAAUAGAUCCACCAUCACCUUCGGUAGUCAAGAGAGCUAAGGCUAUUCGCGCUGCAACCAAAGAGGUCCGUCGCCUACAUACGGAACGCCAGGUGAAUGACGCUCUCGCCAUACGCAACAGCCCUAGUACAAUCGCUACAUUGAACCUACCAUUAUAG